Messenger RNA from Plasmopara halstedii, 675 nucleotides. Its product is annotated as WW domain. The transcript has 3 exons. Gene Ontology annotation, molecular function: protein binding. The record is from RefSeq and is a predicted model, not a curated record. NCBI's taxonomy places the organism in Eukaryota, Oomycota, Peronosporomycetes, Peronosporales, Peronosporaceae. Bases 1 to 675 code for a protein of 224 amino acids.
AUGGCAACGCGAGGCGUUAACGGCGCUACGACUGGGACUCUGAAUGAGCGCUUUAUUAAGUGCGAAGGGUGUCACGUGAAUGUACCAAAGGAAGACAUGCUAACGCUGGGCAAAUGCACGUUGUGUGGACGUCCGUACGAGGUUGUAGUAACAGCAGAUGGCAAAGAGAUUGAAGUGGCGACUGUGGCAUUUGAUCGCACAGGUAUAACGGCAGUUGAGAAAAAGACAAAGCAACGUAAACGCUGGGCAGUGCUUUUAUCGAAGCGUGGUCGGACCUAUUAUCACAAUACAGAGACUGGCGAGGAUCGAUGGGACAAACCUGCGGAUUUAGAUGCUGAUGCAGUUGAAGACUCUUUUGUGCCGUUUAAGCACGAUGCAGUGAAAAAGGCAGUGCUGCGUGAGCAGAUGAAAUUGGAGGCAACAAAGAUGGGUGUGCCGAUAGAGGUUGUUGCCGCGUCGCAGCACCAGCUGCGGCAGGAGGAUGAGGCCCAUGAUCCGUUUACAAAAAUGACGGAAGGCAAUGCCAAGUUCAAGUGCACAGACCAGUCCGUUCCUAAUGAUAAUAACCCUAAAAGGCCUAACUCCCCGGUGCUGGUUAAAAAAGAGGAGGAACCAUCGCAGCAGCAACAGCAUGGGACUGCCGUAGAGGAUAGCAAAUGUAAUAUCAUCGUUUAA